Molecule: messenger RNA, 1648 nt
Organism: Polyodon spathula (Mississippi paddlefish)
Lineage: Eukaryota; Metazoa; Chordata; Actinopteri; Acipenseriformes; Polyodontidae
Gene: serhl
Product: serine hydrolase like
Exons: 11
Coding region: 77-1462 (461 amino acids)
Source: RefSeq, a predicted model, not a curated record
GGGCGGAGUCAGAGACCGGUCGUUUCCACGCAGCUAUUGAGAAAAGUCGCCGGCCGAAGUGCAAGAAGGUCAGACAAUGUUACAGCUAGCCAGGCUUUUGUCAACCUCGUCUGUGUGCCAGAAAGUCACAGAACUUCAGUUUCCUGUCCCAUGGGGCCACAUUGCCGCCAAGUCCUGGGGUCCUCGCGAGGGGCGUCCUGUUCUGUGCCUGCAUGGCUGGUUGGACAACGCCAACUCUUUCGACAGGCUGAUACCACGGCUACCUCAGGAAUGCCACUAUCUUGCGAUGGAUUUUCCAGGACAUGGGCUCUCAUCACACAGACCCCCUGGAGAGCAUUACAUCUUCCCAGCCUAUGUGAACGACGUUCUCAGAGUAGCUAAAGCUUUAGAUUGGAAGACGUUUUCAAUUCUGGGCCACAGCAUGGGUGGCAAUGUGGCCUGCUUGUUCAGUGCAUUGUUUCCAGAGAUGGUUGAGAAGCUGGUGAUCCUGGAUGCCUAUGGAUUCCUGCCCACAGAGACUGAUGAAAUCCCAGGGCUGGUUCGUACUGGAAUGGAGGAGAUGUUGGGGUACGAGAGCGAGGCCAGGUUCUAUUGCCGGGGAAAGUCUACUCCCCAGAGAAGGCGUGUCAGAGAGCUGCACCCUCACACCACAACACAGAGCUGCACCCUCACAACACAACACAGAGCUGCACCCUCACACCACAACACAGAGCUGCACCCUCACAACACAGAGCUGCACCCUCACAACACAACACAGAGCUGCACCCUCACAGAGCUGCCCCCUCACAACACAGAGCUGCCCCCUCACACCACAACACAGAGCUGCACCCUCACACCACAACACAGAGCUGCACCCUCACACCACACCACAGAGCUGCACCCUCACACCACAACACAGAGCUGCACCCUCACAACACAGAGCUGCCCCCUCACAACACACCACAGAGCUGCACCCUCACACAACACAGAGCUGCACCCUCACAACACAGAGCUGCACCCUCACACCACAACACAGAGCUGCACCCUCACAACACACCACAGAGCUGCACCCUCACAACACAGAGCUGCACCCUCACCCUCACACCACAACACAGACCACAACACAGAGCUGCACCCUCGCCCAGCCUGCGCUGUGUUCUCUACAUCAACGCGUUUCAUAUAUUUGCAGACAAACAUCGUGAGGAUUACUCUAGAGCAGAGCCUGCAGUUCCAGAAGAGAAUCUCAGCCAGCGUCCUGAUAGUGCUUGCCGAGGAGGGAAUUCGGAAAUGGAACAAGCAGAGCCUGGAUGAGGUGCUCCGGGGUUUCAGAGAGUCGCUCGGAGAGUCUCGUUUUCGUUUGGAGUCAGUUCCAGGGAACCACCACGUGCAUCUCAACCAGCCCGAGAACGUGGCCUCGAUCACGGGGAGAUUUCUCAGCAGCUCUGCAUGGAGCUCCAGCAUCGACACUGCGGCCAAACUGUGACCCCGCUGAGACCCCACAACCAGGGGACAGAGAGAUAGAGACAGACAGACAGAGCCCCACAAUGCUGUUCAGUUUGACGCUGCAGUAUAAUAUAGAAUCCCUUCUUCUUGGUGUCUGUGUUAGUUUACUGCAUUCUGAACAGAGUUUAGUGUCACUGAAGCUGCAGACAGACAGACAGAGCUCCAC